AUGCUAGGAGACAACGAUGAUCCUUACAUUGAUUCUUCUAUUUCAGGGACCAAGCGCUCCUGGGAAGCCGUAGGCCAAUGGGGAGAAUCUAGCGUUGACUCGACCACGGCAGUUCUAUAUCCUCAUAAGAGAACACAGCCGAUUCACGAACCGGAUGUGCCAUGGACUGCUUCAAAUCAACAUAUUUAUGCUAAUAGUGUAGAUAACAACAUCGGGGCGGAAGUCAACGGGAUAAGUGACUUCGAGGACGAAAGACAGAUACGACUGGAAAACGAGACUCGAGACAGUACCUUUUCCACAAUAUGCUCCACCGUACCUUUCGAUGUUACUAAAGGCGAUCUUGUCGCGAUUGGAAAAAGCCUCGACAUAUCUUCGUAUGAUACUUGCUUUGGAAUGAUUAUCCUUGAAGACUUCCAACUUAAGAACAACUUCAUCACGGAGAAAGGAGCAAAAGACGUGAAACUUGAAGUGUGCGGUACUAUGAUAAUAGUUCGAGAUGAGAGUUCAAACUCGUACGGAGGGCUUCUUGAUCAGAUAUUGGCCCAAACAUUGGUUAAUCUGGUGAAGAACUACAACGUAGAACUCAAAGCAUCAUUGAAGACCUCCAAAAUCAUCGAGUUUCAAGAAACGCCCGAACCGUCCCCAUCGCGAUAUUCCAUUCUGAAUGAAAGCGACAAGAGUAAAGCCAACGAGUUGCUAGACUGCGCGAUUGGGCCCACCAACUUCAGGAGGGUACAAACCUCAAGGGUUAUUACGACAGAACUAAAGCCGUAUCAAAGUAAAGCUCUCGCUAUGAUGAUGGAGAAGGAGUCAGGAGAUAUUCGCAAUGCGGAGUUCCCUUCUAUUUGGGUUGAAAAGACCGACGCGGCGUCUGCUUACUCUAGAUUCUAUAAUACGGUGACUCAAAGAUACGUUACCCAAAGGCCGAAGCUCUGUCUUGGCGGUCUUCUUGCGGAUGAAAUGGGGCUCGGUAAAACCCUUACGACCUUGGCUCUAAUCGCAACGUCUCUAAAUAAGGAAAAUCAUGAUGACCGUUGUCAGGGGCCCUAUAUAAAUCUAGUAGUCUGCCCCUUGUCAAUUAUUACCUGUUGGCAAGACCAAAUAGAAAAACAUUUCAAGACAGGGUCCCUGAGUUAUAGCAUCUACCAUGGAGCAGCGAGAGACAAGGUUGCUACAGCUCUUGAAAGAGUCGAUAUCGUCCUUACGACAUAUGAGACUCUUAGGUCCGAAUUGCCAAGUGGAAAUGCCUCGAUCAGGCGAUCUGGGCUCCUCCAUGGUAUUGUCUGGCACCGUGUUGUCCUCGAUGAGGCACAUAUUGUGAGGAACCGUGCUUCGAAGACGUUUCAAGCGGUGAGAAUGCUCAAAGCCAAGCAUCGGUGGUGUUUAACGGGAACACCUAUCCAUAACCGCCUAGAGGAUCUAGGUGCUCUUAUCGAAUUUUUAAGGGUCGAUCCGUUUAAUGAUCCCGAUAUAUUUCAGCACACGUUCUUAGCCCCGAUCGCUAAAGGACAGCAAGGUGGGUGGGAGCGCCUUAGGUCAAUGAUAAAAUCAAUCGCCCUCCGCCGAACGAAAGAAGCAGUUGAUGGCGACAUCAGCCUCCCUCCUCGGAGAGACCUCAUCCACUGGGUUCACUUGAAUGAUGAGGAGCAGGCACUCUACAACUUGGUCAAAAGGGGCUUCGCGCUAGCCAUCGAGUUGGGAGGGGGAAUCAUGAAUACGUUUCAGUUUAUUCUCCGGCUUCGGCAGAUUUGUAACCACGGUAGCGACUUACUUCCUGGAGAUCUGCAAGAUUGGCUUAAAGACGCUACCUGCUCUCAGUCCCAGGGGUGCGAAUUUUGUGGCAAAUUUCUUGACCACGAAGACGAAUUAUCCUAUCAUGUAUUUUCAUGUUUCCAUCAGGUAUGCCGGGUAUGUCUUCAAAAUAGCGGCGCCUAUGAUGAUAGCAGUCAUUUUACCUGCCCUCUAUGUAAUGACACUGCCUUGGAGGGGGAUGAGAGCAUGAAAUCGACGAGAGGCUCCGAAGGCUCUAAAGUCCGACCACUGACAUAUCAGCUUUCAUCGAAAGUGAAGGCUUUACUACAAAACCUACAUGACGAUCAUACAGUGGCAAUUGCAUCUAACCAGCGACCAGCCAAGAGUAUCAUAUUCUCGAUAUGGACAGGCAUGUUGGAUCUCGUCGGCAGAGCGCUAUCUCUGAACUCUUUUACGUACCAAAGGCUUGACGGUAGUAAGAGCCUAGCACAGAGGCGCUAUGCACUUGAAGAGUUCCGCACCAACGAGGACUGCAAUACAUUGCUCGCUUCGUUGGGAAGCGCCGCGGUCGGACUUGACCUAACCAUGGCUAGCCGCGUCCACUUAAUGGAACCUGGAUGGAAUCCUUUGAUAGAACAGCAAGCCAUGGACCGCGUCUAUCGUUUAGGACAGAAGAACGAAGUUAUAACCACGCGCUAUAUUGUGUCUGGCUCGGAUUCCAUAGAACAGGCAAGUCUGUAA
Molecule: messenger RNA, 2493 nt
Organism: Daldinia vernicosa
Lineage: Eukaryota; Fungi; Ascomycota; Sordariomycetes; Xylariales; Hypoxylaceae
Product: SNF2 family N-terminal domain-containing protein
Exons: 11
Coding region: 1-2493 (830 amino acids)
Molecular function (GO): ATP-dependent chromatin remodeler activity; ATP binding
Source: RefSeq, a predicted model, not a curated record